UAGGACCCCGCGAACUCCUUCCCGCUGACGGGCCUUUGCGGCGUCUGAAGCCCGAGACGGCGGAGCGGAGCAGGCCGGUGCCGGUGCCGGGGAGGGUCAGGACGGGGAGAGACGCGGAGGGAAGACGGGCAGCGCGCGACCACCGGAGGGUUCAGGCCCGGGGCUGCAUGGCGAAACGGAGUCCAGAGGCGGAACAGGAAGUGUGUGAGGUCACACGUGAAGAGAGAGUGACGGACACACCAACACGAAGAGUCGGACGACCCGCUCGAAAACGCAAAGCACCAGGAGUGGGUAGUUGUAUUGAGGGCGUGGUCUGUAUGAAGAAGGCGGGGUGUAACGGUGAAACAGAGAAUCGGGUUUCAAAGAAAAACGUGGAGCAGAGCGACUCCUCCCCUGACUCCACCCACCAGAACGGCACAGACACGCCUUCCGGAGCCGACGGAGACUCCGCCCCUUCCACUCCACGGAAGAAACGAGGGCGGCGGAAACUUCAGCACCCGGAGCGCCACAUUGAGGAGGACGACACCAGCAGCGACACCAGCAGAGGAGAGAGCGACGGGGGUCGACUGAGGGGCCGGCAGGGCUGGGACAUAAGUCUGAGGAGACGUCCCGUUCAAAGAGAAACCUUUCAGGCCGGAGACCCCUAUCACAUCAGCCGCAGAGAGAAAGAGGAGUGGCUUGCCCGCUGGAGGAAGGAGAAGGUCAGAGAGGCAACAGAAGAGGAGAAGGCCCAACUGGUGAUGACCAUGAGUGACAUGAUGGACGACCAAUCAGCUGUGGGCCCCCAGAAGGAGGAGGAGUCAGCCAUCAACCUCCCGUCCACACCCACACCUCAGCAGCAGCACACUGACCCCGCCUCCCCAACAGUCGCCACGACGCCUGAACCGCCUCCCGUUGCCUGCGGCAACAAAGUGAUGGCGAGGUCCUCAGAGAUGGAUCUGGAGUACGAGGACGGCCGUGGGUUCGGGAUCGGGGAGCUGGUCUGGGGGAAGCUGCGGGGGUUCUCCUGGUGGCCCGGCCGGAUCGUGUCGGGGUGGAUGGCGGGUCGCAGUCGGGCCGCUGAAGGCACCCGCUGGGUCAUGUGGUUCGGAGAUGGCAAGUUCUCUGUGGUGUGCGUGGAAAAACUGUCACCCUUGAGCACAUUCAGCUCGUCUUUUCAUCAGCCCACCUACAACAAACAGCCCAUGUACAGAAAAGCCAUCUAUGAAGUUUUACAGACGGCGGGUAUGCGUGCCGGUAAACCGUUCCCUGUGUGUGUGUCCGCCGAUGACUUGGACAUAACUAACGAUGUUGAAAAGCACACUCGGCAGAUGAUUGAAUGGGCCAACACUGGGUCCCCUUCUGGUGCCAAAGGCCUGGAGCCGCCACCAGCGGAGCGGAGCCCGUAUACUGAGGUGUAUCCAGAGAUGUGGGUGGAGCCAGAGGCUGCUGCGUACACGGCUCCGGCCCCCGCCAAGAAACCCAGGAAGAACAGUGUUGAAAAACCCAAAAUCAAAGAGAUUAUUGAUGAAGGAACCCGAGAGAGAGUCGUAUGUGAAGUCAGACAAAAGACUCGCAAUAUUGAAGAUAUUUGUAUUUCCUGUGGAAGUAUGAACGUAGCACUAGAACAUCCUCUGUUUGUUGGAGCCAUGUGCCGGAGCUGCAAGAACUGUUUUCUGGAGUGCGCGUAUCAGUACGACGAUGACGGUUAUCAGUCAUACUGCACCAUCUGCUGCGGAGGACGAGAAGUGCUCAUGUGUGGGAACAACAACUGCUGCAGAUGUUUCUGCGUGGAGUGUGUGGAUCUGCUCGUGGGGCCCGGAUCUGCACAGGCCGCUAUCCGCGAAGACCCCUGGAAUUGCUACAUGUGCUGCAGCAGGAACGUCUCGGGUCUCCUGAGGCGCAGAGACGACUGGACCUCACGACUGCAGCUGUUCUUCGCCAACAACCACGACCAGGACUUUGAACCGACAAAGUUGUUUUCACCAAUGUCAGCUGAGAACAGACAGCCAAUCAGAGUGCUUUCUUUAUUUGAUGGCAUCGCUACAGGGCUGCUGGUGCUGAAGGAUCUGGGUAUUCAGGUGCAGCGGUACGUAGCGUCAGAGGUGUGUGAGGACUCCAUCACGGUGGGGAUCGUGCGACACCACGGACAGAUCAUGUACGUGGGAGACGUCAGGAACAUCACGCGCAAACAUAUUCAGGAAUGGGGUCCGUUUGAUCUUGUGAUCGGCGGAAGCCCCUGUAACGAUCUGUCCAUCGUCAACCCUGCCAGGAAAGGCCUGUACGAGGGCACCGGGCGUCUGUUCUUUGAGUUCUACCGGCUGCUUCACGAAGCCCGACCCAAAGAAGGAGACGAGCGGCCGUUCUUCUGGCUUUUUGAAAAUGUCGUCGCCAUGGGAAUCAGUGACAAGAGAGACAUCUCGCGCUUUCUGGAGUGUAAUCCAGUAAUGAUCGAUGCUAAGGAGGUGUCAGCCGCACACAGAGCUCGGUACUUUUGGGGUAACUUGCCUGGAAUGAAUCGUCCUCUGACUGCCAUGAUGAACGAUAGACUCGACCUGCAAGACUGUCUGGAACAUGGACGCACAGCUAAGUUCGGAAAAGUGCGAACCAUCACAACUCGCUCAAACUCAAUAAAACAGGGCAAAGACCAGCACUACCCCGUCUACAUGAACAAUAAAGAGGAUAUCCUGUGGUGCACGGAGAUGGAGAGAGUUUUCGGCUUCCCCGUCCAUUACACAGAUGUGUCCAACAUGAGUCGUCUCGCCAGACAAAGGCUUCUGGGAAGGUCGUGGAGCGUGCCUGUGAUUCGCCACCUCUUCGCUCCCCUCAAAGAAUACUUUGCCUGUUACUGAAGCUCCGCCCACCACACAUCAUGAUGGCGUCGUGACAUCCCUCCUCUUCCUUUCCUGCAUAUCCAAUAAGCUCCACCUUCUUGUGAUCGUCAUGUUUGCUUGUGGCCUCUGAAUGGCUGGUGCUAUCCUAAUAUUAAUAUUCAAUCCUCUAGACAGUCACAUUUCAGAUAUUUAUUUGAAAACAACUGAAUCCAGAUUUCGUUGUAUUUUAUUGUCGUCGUUUUAGUUUUUUUUUUUUUUUUUGGUCAUGUUCCAACUGUGACAACUCUUUCUCUCUCACACAACUAACAGAGACAAAAUGUGUGUGUGUGUGUGUGUGUGUGUGUGUGUGUGUGUGUGUGUUCGCAAGUGUAUGUUUAUCCGAGUGUAAAAAUAUAGAGCACAAAAAGCUGGAUGACAGGUAUGAAACAGAAGCAGAUGCUGUCUGAAUACUCAAAGGAGGCAAAUACCGUCAACCCCUCAAACUUAUGUUACGCCAUGAACUAACCAGGUAUGAUAUGGAAACCUUCACGAAUCAAGUCAUAUUUGAUGUUUAAUAUAUAACGAAUCUCACAGAAAAUAUGUCUGUCAUAUUUCACACUGAUAUCAGAUUUAUUGCACUAUUUUAAUGACAAUUAAGUAUAUUUACCACAUAAAAAGGAAUUUUUUUCUUAACAUGGAUUAAUUAGCAUUAUUUAAUUUAUUCAUUUGCAAUAUGGCAUAUAUAUAUAUAUAUAUAUAUAUAUAUAUAUAUAUAUAUAUAUAUAUAUCAUAAAGCAAAAAAAUGCUGUUCUAAAAUGGGCUUAAAAAAUUUAUCGUAUUUUUUUUUUGAAUUGGAUACUGUGUGAUUGUGGGCAUAGUUUUAUGAGAUUGAUUAGGCAGUGCUACGGUUCUAUUUGUACUAUUACAUUAAUAGAAAUCAGGUAAAUCACAUCUACUUAAGACAAAGUGUCAGAUUAACUUAAGAAGAAAUGCAAUUUAUCACUUAUCGCUUUGUCAUGUGGUGCCUGGUUAGCACACGUGUCUGUAACAUCGACACAUACAUCACACAUAAACACGUUUUCUGUGAGAGAGAGAAGAUGUGCUUGAAAAAUCAACAAUACACUGUUUACAGGUUGCGCUCUUAUUAUGGUACUACUAAACUUCAGCAACUAUUCAGUUACAACUAACUCCACUAUGGUGCUCUCUCUCUCUCUCUCUCUCUCUCUCUCUUUGUUUCUCUCUCAGCAAUACAAACACAGCAAACAGUCCUGUAUGAUGCCUUUCUGCUGGAGCCUAUAGGGCACAUAUGAGAGAGCUGUGUCCCAUAACACACACACAUGCAUGCUGAGAGCGGUUACACACUCAUACACCUUAAAGGGACAGUUCACCCAAAAAUAAAAAUUCCGUCCUCUUUUGCUCACCCUCACGUCUUUCCACAUGCAAACAGCAGUUCAAUUUGGUUGUCAAAUCACUUAUUAGUGCUUAAUCCUGCUCUGUAGACAGUUCCAAUUUAAGCAUUUUAAAACCAAAUUAACUCAUUUACGCAAGAUGUCACAGUGAACAAUGUAUGUUUUGACUCCCUAGUGUUGCCAGAUCUUGUUAAAAAAAAAGCAGAUAAUAUAAUGAGUUUAAAAACAAACGCAUUAUCUCGUAAACAAGCCACAUAUGAAAAUUCUGUGAAACACACAUUUUUAAAAAACUAUUAAUGAGUUUUGCUUGUAAUAAGUGGAAGUGGCAACCCUUCAAGAGCGUGAUCCCUAAAUCAGCCUUCCAAACACAACAGCUCUGUUGACGGUGCUUCAAUUUAAAUUGACGAACACAACGAUUUUUUGAACGCUUUGAUGAGGUGAAUAACUGAUGACAUUGGUUGCACUUUGGGUGAACUGCUCCUUUAUGAGAGUUUAUUUACUUUAAAAGAUCAUGUCGUUUGCUUUCGUCUCUGAUG
Puntigrus tetrazona (Sumatra barb) is the source of this 4737-nucleotide messenger RNA. RefSeq names its product DNA (cytosine-5-)-methyltransferase 3 alpha a (gene dnmt3aa). Gene Ontology annotation, molecular function: methyltransferase activity. The record is from RefSeq and is a predicted model, not a curated record. Lineage: Eukaryota; Metazoa; Chordata; Actinopteri; Cypriniformes; Cyprinidae. Gene Ontology annotation, biological process: negative regulation of DNA-templated transcription. Gene Ontology annotation, cellular component: nucleus; cytoplasm.